This is a messenger RNA of Bursaphelenchus xylophilus (pine wood nematode), 2527 nucleotides long. The record is from the annotation of a GenBank genome assembly. NCBI's taxonomy places the organism in Eukaryota, Metazoa, Nematoda, Chromadorea, Rhabditida, Aphelenchoididae.
AUGAGAAAUUUGCUGGUGAUUUGGUUGGUAGUUGAGACUUGUCUUGGACAAGAUCGAGUGGGUAGGUGGACUAGAUGUUAGCUAUGUGGUUUUAAAGUCAAUUUAUUUGAGAAAAAGAGCUUGAUUACUUUCUGAAAUAUUGUUGUUUACUAUCACUUUACUCCAAAAAUCGUAACGAUUCUUUUUCUUUGAUCUCACUGGAAUGCUCGAUUUUUUGUGUGGUAAUUAAAUCACCCUUGUCCCCAAUCGAAAGUCCGGGCCAUAUAUAAUACGUAUAAUAUUUCCCCAGACUUUCCUCGCCCCCCAAGACUUUUGCAUCUCCAACGUUUUCCACGCUCUCGGGGGAAAAGUUUGUCUCUCUGACAUCAUGGCAGAGAUCCCCAUUGUUCAUGACAUUCAUGUUCAUCAACUGCGUCAUGACUGUACAAAACACAGAGAAGAGCGAAAGCUAAGGAAAAAAAUAAGAAUCUAGAUAAUAUAAUAAUUGGAGAUGAACUGAACCGAAAUAAUAUAAGAUAUCAUAAGAAUAACAGAUCUAAUGUUCAGAAUCUCCUUUCGUAGCGACUCUACUACAGACUGCUAUUUAGUUCUGCAUAAUUGUGAUCCGAAUGUCCCAAACACUUGUGGCCCCCCACCUGGAAGGUGUCUGACCCUAAUUACUGGAAAUAGAUGUAGAUGUGGUCAUGGUCGGAUGGGAAUCCGAUGUCAAAGUGAGCCUUCUGAUCUUAUAAUUGCAAGAGUACAUCGAAUUGUUAUCCUGCCGUUGUUUCAGGACCUUGUCAAGAUGUUUAUCGAUCAUGUGGUAGAUGGAAAGAAGAAGGUCGGUGUGAAUGGGGACGCUUUAUUCUCCCUUUUUUUGAGGAUAACUGCGCCAAAUCUUGCAGUGUCUGCGGGAAUGAUGGGACCGGUAAAUAAUUAUUUUGUUUCAUUUUUUAUUUUGAUGAGAUCUAAUGCAAGUCCUACUUGAUUUAGUGUUGGCCAAAGCCCUUCCAGUCGGUCUAGAACCUCUGGCGUGGCUGGUUGGUCGGUGGGAGACCAAAGUCAGCAAUAAUCUUAGAUUCCCCACUCCCAUGGUCGCUUCUCAAGGCUACCAUGAGAUCUUGGAGGUUCAGCUGAAUGAAGUCAACAUGUUCGAUCGCCCGACUUUGAAUAUCAGGUGGGAAAGAUCACUUAUCUGGUCUGUAGCUCCUUGUUGACUAAUAACGGGGCCUAAUUUGGCUUUUGUGUUUAAAAGCUCACCAUAACUUUAGUCCAGCUCCUUCCGAGCGUGCUCCCUUAACCUCGAAACCAUUAUUUUAACGAGCAGUUAAUGGCCUUUGACUCCCUAAUGUCUACCUUGUUUCCCCUCGUGUUUUUGCCUAAUUCCGCGGCGGAUGUCAUAAAACUCGGAGGCCCGGGAUUCUAAUGGGCCGAGCAUAAAUCAUCACUUUUCAAGGACAUGUCCGGCCACUUCAGCGGCCUAAAAUGGCAUUUGAAACUGCAAAAAAAGUUGCCGCGAAAAACACUCGACCAAACUGUGCACUUGAUCGAGAGGAUGUUUUAUAUUACGUGAACCAAGAUUACCUUCCAGACAUUGUUUGCACAACUUUGUCAUCAAAAGAUAUAAAACAAAAUAAACAAAAAUUUCUCCGAUUUAACUUAAAAUUUCCGUAAAUUCCCUAAGGUCAUGAUACAACUAACGUCGUCUGCGAUAGAACCCGAAUCCAACCUCUUUGUCAGUCUAUAAUACUGCGAAAAAUAAAAACUUUUGCAGCGUCCGGGCCCGUUCCGGAAUCGAAGAGCACAAUGAAUUGGGAUUCGUGACCAUGAAGCCGGCCAAGGAAGACACGGGCUUUCAGAAAACACGACAGGAACGGCAACAACAACGGGAUCAAGUGGCCAUAGAGAUGACUUCGAACACGGGAGUGGCCACAAUUGAAGAGGGAAUCUUGGUCCCCUUCCAACUUGUGCUGCAUGUCACUCACAAGGUCACCUUGGACCUCAGCGAUCCAGGAUUUGUCACUGUGAGUGUCUGAUUGAGCUAAUCGAGAAGUUACAGGCUGUAAAAUAUUAGAAAGGAAGAUAAAUGCCCACUUUUGAAGAGAGCGAAAAGCAAUGUCUGCUGUAGGAGGAAGAAAUUAUGCAUAGAGGGCCAAUUAGAAAGGUCUAGGGGGAAGGCCGAGGGAUCUCUGAGAUCUCGGAAGGAAGGGAUGUAAACAUGAGGGAGUUGUGGGAAAACAAACGUCAAUUCCGGGGAUUUGGAGAGCGAAUUGUAAAGAACGACUUCACUUAAAGUUAUGCACUCUUCCCUGGCUGUGAAUCCUUCCCAAGGAUCCCGUAUUUUAUACUAUCCAUUACAAUUUAAUCCAUUCCUUUGCAGGCGCGCCGUCGUUUCAUUCAACGCCAACCGGAUACCCUCGAUGAAAUGGUUGUAAUGCAGGACUCGCGAGGUCAGCUCCGGACCUUCGUUAAGAGAUUCAGAAAGACUUUCGACUAUCUCCGCGACUUCCGACGCGUCGUGGACAACGAUCUCGGCCUUCGAGACUAA